AUGCGUGAAAUCAUCACCCUGCAGCUUGGGCAGCAGAGCAACUACCUAGAUACCCAGGAAUCCUACUUCACGUAUGGCCAAGAGGAGGAGUCGCCUGUGGACCAUGACGUCCAUUUCAGGCCUGGCCUUGGCGCCGACGGGACGGAGACGUACAUGCCAAGGACGGUGAUAUACGAUCUGAAAGGAGGGUUCGGGUCGAUGCGGAAGAUCAAUGCGCUCUAUGAGGCCGAAGAUGGAGAACCUACUGCGUUAUGGAACGGGCAAACGGUCGUGCAAAGGCAACAACCUAUUGGGCAAAGUGCCUAUCAAGAGAGUCUCGACGCUGGCACCGCGGCUCCCGAGCUGACGUCAAGUAGCGUCCGGUAUUGGUCCGACUUCAGUCGUGUCUACUACCAUCCCAGGUCCAUUGUCCAACUGAACGAGUAUGAGCUGAACUCAUCUCUGAUGCCGUUCGAAAAGUGGGCCAUGGGCGAGGAGCUUUUCUCCUCACUUGACAAGGACCAUGAUAUCGUGGACCGAGAUUUGCGGCCAUUCGCCGAAGAGGCGGAUCAUAUGCAGGGACUUCAGAUCAUGACCGGUAUCGACGACGCCUGGGGCGGUUUUGCCGCCAAGUAUUUGGAGCGACUCAGAGACGAGUAUGGGAAGAUCCCCAUCUGGGUCUGGGGACUCCAAGAACCGGUUAUGAACCUACCAAGGGAAAAACGUCUUCUCCGGCUUGUAAACAAAGCCAGAGCUCUUGCCGAUAUGUAUUCUCAGGCAUCGCUCAUUAUCCCACUAUCUAUCCCACAGAGGCUACCUUCGAAGAUCUCCCUAGAUCGGUCUUCUCUAUGGCAAGUGUCUGCUUUGUUCAAUGCAGCCAUUGAGAGCACGUCGUUAUAUACCCGCAUUAGGACGUCAGACCAAGUGAACUCUACCUCGUUUGGCACCGCCACCGACCUACUCAAUGUCUUCGGCAAGCAGACCAUCGCGAACCUCCAGUUCAGCUCCGUAGACCCCCCCAAACCUGCACACAAUGGCACCAAUGGAGGUAUGGAGUUUCCCACUGGGAGAGGGGAACUUUACGAUAGCCUCAACGCCAUGGAGUAUGAGGACCAAUCCGACGAGGGGCCCCAGAGUGGUGUUGCCUCCUUGGAUGUUAACCUGUCGUCGCUGGAUGGCGGUAUGCCUCCGCCGGUGGGCUUCAGGCCGCGGAGAAAACCAUACCUAUUCUCUCAGCUGACCACGGUGAGAGGGGACGAAGCCUCGAAAGCUAAUGACCUAGAUGAGGUAGACGAUGAAGAUCGUGGCCGUGAACGGCCAAAGACUCACCGGUUCAAAUCGAAUCUGUCUUUCCCAAUGCUAGAUAGUUAUCCACGCAUCUUCCGGGAUAGCGACGAAAAUCGUCUGACAGAACCGUUGUCGAUACGCACCGUGCUUUCGGCAGACUCGUCGGUGACGGACAACAUGAAGGGUCUGCGAGCGACAGUAGUACGAUCGAUCGGCCUUGAGGAUAGGGAGGACAUUGGCAACGAACUAGCCGAGAUUGCCGAAGGAUACAAUGAGGGUUGGUCCAGCGGCAGCGACGAUGACGAGGAUGAUUAA
Messenger RNA from Neoarthrinium moseri, 1581 nucleotides. RefSeq lists its product as uncharacterized. The transcript is spliced from 5 exons. Lineage: Eukaryota; Fungi; Ascomycota; Sordariomycetes; Amphisphaeriales; Apiosporaceae. Gene Ontology annotation, cellular component: cytoplasm. Gene Ontology annotation, biological process: mitochondrion distribution. The coding region runs from base 1 to 1581 and encodes 526 amino acids. The record is from RefSeq and is a predicted model, not a curated record.